Venturia canescens is the source of this 1956-nucleotide messenger RNA. It is a transcript of the gene Amt, whose product is annotated as Ammonium transporter. The coding region runs from base 90 to 1721 and encodes 543 amino acids. Gene Ontology annotation, cellular component: plasma membrane. The record is from RefSeq and is a predicted model, not a curated record. Gene Ontology annotation, biological process: ammonium transmembrane transport; ammonium homeostasis. Lineage: Eukaryota; Metazoa; Arthropoda; Insecta; Hymenoptera; Ichneumonidae. The transcript is spliced from 9 exons. Gene Ontology annotation, molecular function: ammonium channel activity.
ACGACUCGGCCGUUUACUUGAACCCUAUUUACAAUUUGAACAAAGAAGACAGCAACUGGAUUGUCACGAGUUCGUUUAUCAUCUUCACCAUGCAAACCGGUUUUGGUAUGCUGGAGUCAGGCUGCGUGUCGCUCAAGAACGAGGUUAACAUAAUGAUGAAAAACGUCGUAGACAUCGUUCUCGGCGGUUUGACUUACUGGGCUUUCGGUUUCGGAGUGAGUUUCGGUUGGGGCAAGCCCACCAAUUGGUUCAUAGGAACUAGUGGUUUUUUCAUAGACCCUCCGAUCGACGAAAAGCUGAUGGGGCCUGCGUGCGCGGCCUUCCUGUUUCAAUUGAGUUUUGCUACCACUUCGACAACAAUCGUCAGUGGCGCGAUGGCGGAAAGAUGCAACUUCCGAGCUUAUUGCUUAUUUUCCUUCCUGAAUACGAUUGUGUACUGCGUGCCAGCCGGAUGGGUUUGGGGGGAUCACGGUUUCCUGAACCGUCUUGGAGCCGUGGACAUCGCGGGCUCGGGAACCGUCCACCUCGUCGGGGGAGUUUCAGGUGAAAAGCGAGUGACAUUCGCGGAGGAAGGAAAAUUUGGCGGAAUAGCAGCCUCCGUAAAUUCGGUCACGUCGCUCCCAAACCUAAUCGUCUGUUUUUGUGAUAAAUCAGCUUUGGCGUGUGCAAUUAUGCUCGGACCGAGGCUGGGGAGAUACGACAAGGGCUUCGAGCCUCUUCCCCUCGGCUGUCCGGUCAACGCCAUAAUGGGACUGUUCGUUUUAUGGUGGGGCUGGCUGGCGUUCAACAGCGGCAGUACUUACGGCAUCAGUGGCGAACGUUGGCAAUACGCUGCCCGAGCUGCAGUUUCGACGAUGAUGGGAAGCAUGGGCGGUGGCUUGGUCGGGCUUGGGUUUUCUCUCACGAACCCAAACGGCAUAGAUAUUCUGAGUCAGAUAAACGGGAUUCUGGGUGCACUGGUCGCCAUCACGGGUGAGAUGUGCUCAUUUGCGCGCGGAGCGUCAAAUCAGCAGCUUAUGAAUAAAUGGAUUUUUGCUCGUUUUUUAAAUCGAGGGGGUUGCUUCCUGUUCCGCGCUUGGGAAGCGAUGCUCGUUGGGAUGAUCGGCGGCUUCAUAACUUGCUUCGUUAUGCCGGCGCUCGACAGAGCCUAUAUCGACGACCCCGUCGGAGCCUCGGCAACGCACGGCGCCAGUGGAAUUUGGGGAGUCCUCGCGAUCGGUUUUUUUGCCGAUAAUCCGUACCCUCUGAACACGACGAGUGGACGGAGCGGCUUGUUCAAAGGCGGAGGCUGGCAAUUGCUCGGCGUUCAAGCCCUCACGGCCCUCUGUCUGGUGUCCUGGAGCUUUGUUUCCUCGAUGAUUUUACUCUGGCUCGUCAACAAAGUAAUACCGAUAAGAAUGGAGUCUCACGACGAAUUGCUCGGUGCCGAUCUGACCGAGCACAGAAUUCGACACACGCAGGUUGGUGUGAGCAGAGCAAUGUCGGCGCUUCGGCCAUUUUCGAGGGAAGGUAUACUUCAGGGAGUGAUGGCAGUGGGAAUAAAUCCUGGUCACGAUUCCUACAUUACGAAAUUCAAUCGAACGAAGAAGAUGCAAAACCUCGCAAAAAUGAUGAGUCGACAGGCCAAAAGGAAACUUUCCAGUGACACGAAAGUCAGGAAACUGGAAGAGUCCACCACGUCUCGAGAUCAAACUUACUCGCGAUUGGCUUGGAUCGAUUAAACAGCGUUGAUCGGAUCUCGCAAUCGUCACGCUCAAACGAUAUUUCGGGUUUUAAGCUAGCACGUCCGUAGGACCGUAUUUUAUGGGUGUCUAAAUUCGGUCGAUUUUUACAACACUUUAAAUUAAACUCAGAGUUAUUAAUUCAAAAUUGUUAAUAAACUUUCUCAGCUCAUUUUUUAGCGAAUGAAAUUACAAUCGUCGAAACGGAUCGAGAAAAAAGUAUUAAUAAAAAGAC